UAGACUGAUGCUGGCACUAAGACCGCACCGAAUGAGCUUUAUUCCAAAAUAAGCAAACAGGAAAAUGCUUACCCAGAGUCGGCGAUCCUAGUAGCCGGGGACUUUAUUGCAGGGAAACAUAAAUUCGUCUUACCAAGUUUCUAUCAGCAUGUUAAAUGUGCAACCAAAGGGGGAAAAAACUCUGGACCACCUUUACUCCACACACAGAGACGCAUUCAAAGCUCUCCCUUCCCCUCCAUUUGGCAAAUCUGACCAUAAUUCUAUCCUCCUGAUUCCUGCUUACAAGCAAAAAUUAAAGCAGGAAGCACCAGUGACUCGAUCAAUAAAAAGUAGUCAGAUGAAACAGAUGCUAAGCUACAGGACUGUUUUGCUAGCACAGACUGGAAUAUGUUUUGGGAUUCCUCCGAUGACGUUGAGGAGUACACCACAUCAGUCAUUGGCUUCAUCAAUAAUUCGUCGUCCCCACAAUGACCGUACAUACAUACCUCAACCAGAAGCCAUGGAUUACAGACAACAUCCGCACUUAGCUAAAGGCUAGAGCUGCUGUUUUCAAGGGGCGGUACUCUAACCCGGAAGUUUAUAAGAAAUCCCUCCGACGAACCAUCAAACAGGCAAAACGUCAAUACAGGACUACAAAGGCAAGCACAGCCAAGAGCAGCCCAGUGACACGAGCCAACCAGACGAGCUAAACUACUUCUAUGCUUGCUUCGAGGCAAAUAGCACUGAAACAUGCAUGAGCGCACCAGCUGUUCCGGAAGACUGUGUGAUCAUGCUCUCCGCAGCCGAUGUGAGUAAGACCUUUCAACAGGUCAAAACUUUCAAGGCCGCAGGGACAGAAAAAUUACCAGGACGUGUACUGCGAGCAUACGCUGACCAACUGGUAAGUGUCUUCACUGACAUUUUCAACCUCUCCCUGUCCGAGUCUGUAAACCAACAUGUUUUAAGCAGACCACCAUGGUGCCUGUGCCCAAGAACACUAAGGUAACCUGCCUAAAUGACUACCGACCCGUAGCACUCACAUCUGUAGUCAUGAAGUGCUUUGAAAUGCUGGUCAUGGCUCACAUCAACACUAUUAUCCCAGAAACCCUAGGCCCACUCCAAUUUGCAUACAACCCUAACAGAUCCACAGGUGAUGCAAUCUCUAUUGCACUCCACACUUCUCUUUCCCACCUGGACAGAAGGAACACCUAUGUGAGAAUGCUAUUCAUUGACUACAGCGCAGCGUUCAACACCAUAGUGCCCUCAAAGCUCAUCAAUAAGCUAAGGACCCUGGGACUAAACCCCUCCCUCUGAAACUGGAUCCUGGAAUUCCUGACGGGCCACCCUCAGGUGGUAAGGGUAGGUAACAACACAUCCGCCACGCUGAUCCUCAACACAUGGGCCCCUCAGGGGUGCAUGCUCAAUCCCCUCCUGUACUCCCUGUUCACUCAUGACUGCACGGCCAGGAACAACUCCAACACCAUCAUUAAGUUUGCCGAUGACACAACAGUGGUAGGCCUGAUUACCGACAACGAUGAGACAGCCUAUAGGGAGGAGGUCAGAGGCCUGGCCAUAUGGUGCCAGGACAACAACCUCUCCCUCAAUGUGAUCAAGACAAAAGAGAUGAUUGUGGACUACAGGAAAAAGAGGACCUAGCACGACCCCAUUCUCAUUGACGGGGCUGUAAUGGAGCAGGUUGGGAGCUUCAAGUUCCUUGGUGUCCACAUCACCAACAAACUAACAUGGUCCAAGCACACCAAGACAGUCGUGAAGAGGGCACGACAAAACCUAUUCCCCCUCAGGAGACUGAAAAGAUUUGGCCUCUGACCGCAUGGCACUACAGAGGGUAGUGCGUACGGCCCAGUACAUCACUGGGGCCAAGCUUACUGCCAUCCAGGACGUCUACACCAGGCAGUGUCAGAGGAAGGCUGCUCGUGGUUUAAAUUUCUGGCCAGACAUUUAUUUUAUAUCUUGGAUUUGGGUAGUUUAUGGCCUUAACAUAUUGUAUGGACUUUCAUGGUCAUGCUGCUCUUCUGUGGGCACAAUGGCCUUUGUGAAUACCAAGCGGUGUCAGAGGAAGGCCCUAAAAAUUGUCAAAGACUCCAGCCACCCUAGUCAUAGACUGUUCUCUCUGCUACCGCACGGCAAGUGGUACCGGAGCGCCAAGUCUAGGUCCAAGAGGUUUCUAAAUAGCUUCUACCCCAAGCCAUGUGACUCCUGAACAGCUAAUCAAAUAGCUACCCGGACUAUUUGCAUUGCCCCCCCCCCCCUUUACACCGCUGCUACUCUGUUAUCAUCUAUGUAUAGUCACUUUAAUAAGUCUAUCUACAUGUACAUAUUACCUCAACUAACCGGGGCCCCCGCACAUUGACUCUGUACCGGUACCCCCAUGUGUAUAGUCUCGCUAUUAUUAUUUUACUGCUGCUCUUUAAUUACUUAUUACUUUUAUUUCUUAUUCUUACUCAUAUAUUUUUUUUAAACUGCAUUGUUGGUUCGGGGCUCGUAAGUAAGCAUUUCACUGUAAUGUCUACACCUGUUGUAUGCGGCGCAUGUGACUAAUAACAUUUGAUUUGACGAAAGCUGUACUGCCCUUUUGUUGCCACGACAACAGAAGCCAUUCCACAAUCACAAGGGAGGAAUGUUCCCGAGGACCUGGGGGCAGAUGCUCCGCCCAAAGAGGGAAUUCAGGUGCUGCACACCUGGAAACCAAACUGAACUGAAAUAAACUGAUGUGUAGUGUACGUCUCAGGAACACAGAAGAUAAGCCGUAAAACCACGACAUGUCUAAAUAACCUUAGUUACCCUAUAGCCAGUUCCAUAUUACCAUUUAGGGAUUGUCUGGAUGUCAGGGUGUGUUUGUGUCUGGUGUAAAAGCAGGUAGAACAGGUUCCUGGUUGUUCUGAUCUGAAUGCCCUGCACUGCCCUCCCCCUUCCCUAGCCUAUUGUUCCCUCUCUCUCAUACGCUGGCUGUUUCACUGAGAGAUCUCACUGCAUUCCGCACACCUGUUAGCUGUAACCACCUGACCAAGCACCAGAAAAAGAACAGGAACGAGAGAGACGGGAUAUGGACCUUUACGCAAUCAUCAGUGCUGUUUUGCUUCUGCAACUGCAAGGUUUUCAUGUGGCCUUGCUCCAGGCACCAACAGACUCUCCAGGACGGACGAUUGAUCAAAGUUGGCUUCGUCAAUUGGCCAAAUCCAAGCUAAACAAGACGUCACAAGCUCAGCCCAAUGACAUUGUUGAUAUGACCCUGGAGGGUACUGAGUCAACAGAUGACUCUGCUGAGGUUAUCGCAAAUGGAUCCGUGUCAUUUAGUGGGGAACAGGUCAACAUCCAGGACACAAAUGAGACUUCAGGUGGUGUGACAAAUGGCACCACAGUGCCACCAGGGUUGCCAGAUGCUACAGCAGAGGAACCUCCAGAAACCACUGUUGCACCAGAACCCCCAGUGAGUGUUGCCUUAAACUCAAGCCAAGUUUCCAAUGCAACCGGAGAGGACAGUGGAUUCCAAACUACCACCACUACUGCAAUCACAGAAAACUCAAAUGGCUCUAAUUCCAUGUCCAAUUACACUAAAUUAAAUGAGACAACCACAGCUCCAGACACCAAUAGCACAGAGCAGACUGGUCCAGAUCCUGAUGCUGAGAACAGGGUAACCAACAGUACAGAGGACUUCCAUAAUGUAACGACUGCAGUACCAGAGCCAUCCAGUGAACCAUCCACAGCUUCCCCCUCCACAAAGCUUCCCUUGGACUCCCCUGGGACGACAACUGCCAAAAUCAUCCCAGAAACUAAAACAACCACAGGUCCCAGCACAAUAACAGACACGAUGGAAACGGGUGCCGCUUCAGGAAGCAACUCUGCGAGAGGCUUGGCCUCAGAUGCAGUGCAGAACAAGAAGAGGAGUCAGGCAUGGGCUGCCAUCCUGGGCACAGGAGUGGCAGUGUGCUUCGUGGCGUUGGUGGUCUAUGUCAUCCUGAGAAGGAGAGGCCAACGGGAUUUCACACACAGGAAGCUUGUUGAGGAAAUCCCAGACCCAGUUCUACGACUGAACAACACUGAGCCUGUGGACUUGAAAUUUGAUGGUUCAGCCUACUACAAUCGUGGACUCCAAAUGGAAAAUAUCCAAAUGGACCACUUUCCACAAGGACAUCAAAAUUGAAAAGGACUCCAAGACUAACCUUAAACACUUUAAAGAAGACUUUCAUAUACAAAAUACUUAUUGAGACCCGACAUAUGCAUUAACAUGCAUAAGUCUCUAUAGCAGAAUGUCAAGUCAUGGAUUUACUGCACCCUAAUGCAUUGGUUUUGUGGGCUAAUUUUUUUGUACAUUUUCCAAAUUUCAGAAAACUUUGAGAAUGUGGAAAAGUGUUAGGAAUUUAUUAUUCUUUUGGAACAUUUGAAUUAUAUGUUUAUAUGUUUUUAGUUCUAAAAUUACAUUGGUUUGGAAGGAAAGUUUUUUUUAAAUUUGCUGGAAAUAUUCCCAUUCUUUGUUACGCCUAGGACGAAUACUACCUUUACAUAACUUAGACUUCCACAUAAUUAUCGCAUUGAUCUCAAUGGGAGAAAACGUCAUGCAUGGAUCUCAAUUUAUGAUUCUAGACACUUCAGCACAGUCUAUUAUAGAAGUAGUAAAAGCCAAAAAUGAAGUAUAUAUUUCCAAGAUGGUUCGACAAAGGUAACUAAACAUUUCUUAGACAUGAAGACCUACACCCAAAUAAGGUUAUUUUUGUACCUUACUCUAAAUGACAAUUUAGCCGCAGGUCAACUCAAUUUUUAUUUAACCUUUAUUUAACUAGGCAAGUCAGAUAAGAACCCAUUCUUAUUUACAAUGACGGCCUACUCCGGCCAAACCCUCCCCUAACCCGAACAACGCUGGGCCAAUUGUGCGCCGCCCAAUGGGACUCCCGAUCACGGCUGGUUGUGACACAGCCCGGGAUCAAACCAGGGUCAUACUGUAGUAUCGCUUUUUUUAAUCAACCCAAAUUAGAAGUUAUUAAGUACUACUUAAGUAAUUUUGUGGGGUAUCUGUACUUUAAUAUUUAUAUUUACUUCUACUUUUACUUUUACUUCACUAUAUUCCCGAAGAAAAUAAUGUACUUUUCACUCCAUACAUUUUCCCUGACACCCAAAAGUACUCGUUACAUUUUGAAUGCUUAGCAGUACAGGAAAAUGGUCCAAUACACGCACUUAUUAAGAGAACAUCCCUGGACAUACUGUCUGUGAUCUGACGUACUCACUAAACACAAAUGCUUGGUUUGAAAAUUAUGUUGGAGUGUUCCCCUGGCUCUCUGUAAAUAAAAUACCAAAUUAAAUUAGCUUAAUAUAAGGAUUUUGAAAUGAUUUAUACUUUUAUUUUUUAACAAUUACAUUUAGUUUUGAUACUUAAGUAUAUUUAAAACCAAAUACUUUAAGACUUUUACUGGGUGACUCACUAAUACUUGAGUCAUUUUCUGUGAAGGUAUCUUUACUUUUACUGAAGUAUGACAAUUGGGUAUUUUUUCCACCACUGCUUUUUCUAAAAUGUUUAAUGAGAUUGGAGAACACUUUGGGACGGAUCCAGGGCCGGCCCUCUCAUUAGGCAGGAUUAGGAGGCCACCUAUGGUGGAAGAUUAAUGAGGGCAGCAUUUUCUGAGCUAAACUGACCAAGAUGUACCUCCAACAACACAUAAAACCUCAUAGAUACUGAACAAAAAUAUAAAACGCAACAUGCGACAACUAUUUUACUGGGUUACAGUUCAUAUAAAGAAAUCAUUCAAUUAAAAUAAAUAAAUUUGGCCCUAAUCUAUGGAUUUCAAAUUACUUGGCAGGGGCGCAUCCAUGGGUGGGCCUGGGAGGGCAUAGGCCCACCCACUUGGGAGCCAGGGCCCCAGCCAAACAGAAUAUGUUUUUCCUCACAAAAUAUCUUAAUUACAGACGGAAAUACUCCUCAGUUUCAUCAAUUGUCCAAUUGUCCGGGUGGCUGGCCUCAGAUGAUCACGCAGGUGAAGAAGCCAGAUGUGGAGGUCCUGGGCUGGCGUGGUUACACGUGGUCUGAGGUUGUGAGGCCAGUUGGGCGUACUGCCAAAUUCUCUAAAAUGACGUUGGAGGUGGCUUAUUGUAGAGAAAUUAACAUUAAAUUCUCUUGUAACAGCUCUGGUGGACAUUCCUGUAGUCAGCAUGCCAAUUGCACACUCCAUCAAAACUUGAGACAUGUGUGGCGUUGUGUGACAAAACUUCACGUUUUAGAGUGGCCUUUUAUUGUCCCUAGCACCUAGGUGCACCUGUGUAAUGAUCAUGCUGUGUAAUCAGCUUCUUGAUAUUACUUUGGCAAAUGAGAAAUGCUCACCUCAGAGAUGUAAACAAAUUUGUGCCAAAAUUUGAGAGAAAUAAGCUUUUUGUGCGUAUGGACAUUUCUGGGAUAUUUUAUUUCAGCUCAUGAAACAUGGGACCAGCACUUUAUAUGUUGUGUUAAUAUUUUCGUAAAAUUCUGCCCAAAAACAAUGACAAUUUGUGAAAGUGAAAGUAAAACAAAAUACAACUAAAUCUCUCUCAACUCUC
This is a messenger RNA of Salvelinus fontinalis (brook trout), 6519 nucleotides long. RefSeq names its product mucin-15-like. The record is from RefSeq and is a predicted model, not a curated record. Bases 3044 to 4141 code for a protein of 365 amino acids. Lineage: Eukaryota; Metazoa; Chordata; Actinopteri; Salmoniformes; Salmonidae. The transcript has 4 exons.